Molecule: messenger RNA, 453 nt
Organism: Didymodactylos carnosus
Lineage: Eukaryota; Metazoa; Rotifera; Eurotatoria; Philodinida; Philodinidae
Source: the annotation of a GenBank genome assembly
AUGUUUACCAUCUACCUGUGGCUUGUCCUGCCAGUGCUGUUCUUCACCGAAGCACAAUACUUGGGUAAUACACGCGUUCAAACAUUGUUAACUGUUUCACUCAAUGAAAAAGCGUAUUAUGUAAUCAACACCCAGUCGCCUAUCGCUAAACAAGCCGAAGUUAUAUUUCACAGUAUCUUAUUUACCAUCGUUUGUUCAUCUAAAUAUAUGUCGAUCCAUCGUCUAUUUGAGCCAUUACAACAGUGUACAAGACAUAAUUAUAUAGUGACUCCUUACAAUAAGUGUAUUAUUAGUGUGCCAUAUUUAUUUAAAUGUGCUGAUGGUCAACAAUGUAUAUUACGCGUUUUUGUUAAUGAUGGUUAUAAAAACUAUGAUGAUUCAUCGGACAAAUCAUCAUCAACGCUACAAUGUACAAAAUCAAGAUUUGGUAUUGAUCCAGUACAGGGUGCGUAA